Molecule: messenger RNA, 1988 nt
Organism: Camelina sativa (false flax)
Lineage: Eukaryota; Viridiplantae; Streptophyta; Magnoliopsida; Brassicales; Brassicaceae
Product: protein GRAVITROPIC IN THE LIGHT 1-like
Biological process (GO): response to red or far red light; negative gravitropism
Source: RefSeq, a predicted model, not a curated record
UCUUUUUUGAAAUAAUUCGUUUUUCUUCUUUUUUGCUGUCAGAAGCAAAAAAAAAAAAAAAGCUGAAUCUCUCUGUUUAUUUUUUGUUGUUGGUGGUUCCUCUCUCACAACAAUUUCAAUGGAGACAUUGAAGAAGAAUCCAUCAGUGAGAAGAAAAAACAAGUUAGCGAGAACAUUCCAGAAGGUAUGCAACCUCAGAACAACCUCGACGAAGGUCUCCUCCACCAACAACGGAAUCGGAAUCUGUAUGUUGAAGAAAUCACAUAAUCCUAACUUCAACGUCGACGAAGACGACGACGACGGAGGAGACUCUGUUUUCGAUUUAAAAAGCACCACUUCGAGCAGCACCAGAAGCGGAGAGCUCAAAAUCCGAGAGCGUCGUCGAGCUGUGUUCGAAGCCGUCGUCGCUAAGAUCUUCGCCAGCACGACUACGAUCAAAGCCGCUUACGCCGAGCUUCAGAUGGCGCAGCGUCCGUACGACAACGACGCUAUACAAGCGGCGGAUACCGCGGUGGUCGAGGAGCUGAGAGCUUUGUCGGAGCUUAAACGGAGUUUUCUAAGGAAGGAGCUGAACCUGUCUCCGCAAGUCGCGAUUAUGUUGGCUGAGAUCCAGGAGCAGCAGAGCUUGAUGAGGACUUACGAAAUCACGAUUAAGAAACUCGAGUUCGAAGCUACGGAGAAGCAAUUGAAGAUCGAUGAGUUGAAGACGAGUCUCGAAGAGAGCUCCGCGGUUAACAAAUCGUUGGAGAAGAAACUCACGACGAGCGGAUCGGUUUCGAUCUCUGUGUUUGAUAGUAUUCGAAUUUCGAAUCCGAGUUUGAGUCAGUUCGUUCAGGUUUUAGGUUUUACUUUGAGAUCCGUUAGAAGCUUCGUGAAAUUGAUUGUGAAGGAGAUGGAAUCAGCGAGCUGGGAUCUCGACGCAGCCGCUUCCGCCGCCGUUUCGAUUCACGUUAAAAACGCUUCGACCGUUUUCGCCAGGCCGAGUCACCGUUGUUUCGCGUUUGAAUCGUUCGUCUGUGGGAAAAUGCUGGAAGGUUUCGAAUCUCCUCCUAAUGAUGAUAAUUUCGAAUUCGAAAACUUGAGAUCCGUUGACCCGGUUCGGUACUUGACCCGGAACCCUGGUUCGUCUUUUGCGAAGUUCGUGGUUCACAAGUACUUGAGCGUGGUACACGCGAAGAUGGAGUGUUCCUUCUUCGGGACCUUGAACCAGAGGAAGCUGGUUAACUCGGGCGGGUUUCCGGAUUCGGGUUUCUUCGCGACGUUUUGUGAGAUGGCUAGACGGAUCUGGCUUCUACACUGCGUGGCGUUUUCUAUAAGCGAAAACGUCACGGUGUUUCAGCUCAAAAGAGGUUGUAGGUUCUCUCAAGUGUAUAUGGAGAGUGUGAAAUCAGGAGACGAGUCACAAUUCUCCGGUGAUAAUUCGGAUAUCCGGGUCGGGUUCACGGUUGUUCCCGGGUUUAAAAUAGGCGAGAACGUUAUACAAAGCCAGGUUUACUUGUCACCGGGUAACGGUUAUCCUCCGCCUUCUUCAUGAACCAUACAAGCGGUGGUGGUGGUUGUGACUUGUGAUACGCGCCGGGGGGAAGAAAAAGAGGGGUGGCGCGUGAUAGGGAGAUGUGGUGGGGGCAUGAGUCCUUGGGGGCAGCAAGACUGGCAAGUGGGACAUGUUUUAGAGAAUGUGAUGGAGACAGAAAAAUUGGCGCGAGGGACAUAAAUCAUCAUUGAUGAAAUAGUUUAGUAAAACAAAAUGAUAUUUUUUUUUUAAAAAAAAUGUUUAAAGUUUUAGAUUAUAAAAUACAUCUAAAGUAGAAAUGGCAUGGAAGAAAAAAUAAUAUUCUGUGUUUUUUUUUUCUUUUUCUUUUUAACGUACAAGUUAUUUUGUUUGUUAUAUAGUAUAAACCUGAUAUAGUCUUUUUUUGGAGUUGGUCGGAACAUGCUUGUAAAUAUUUUAUAAUCAAUCUAAAAAAGCUAGAGAUAUUUUAAAGCUA